AUGAGGCGUGACGCCGCUUACUGCCUUUUCUGCUUCACGCUUGCUCUGUCUCUGCCCGUACGCGGCAACGAGCGGUUCUACAGUGACAAAUCUCAAGAGCCAUAUCAGCAGCACCGCCAGCCUGCGGACUUGAACUCUCCAGGCGUUUUCGGGCCCUCCGCUGGAUUCUCCCCUAUUCCAGAGGGCCCUGAGGGGGCCUCCUCUGGGCUUUCCUCGAGCCCCUUCGGCCCUCCUACCCCUUCCCGCAGCAAUCCUAGCUCCCGGUACAAUUUGCUUGACAAGCUCUCUACGAAGUUGUACGAAACAACUGAUCUUUCUUCCGAUGAAUCCACUCAAGACGACCACUCCGUCUCAGAUGACGCAUGGAGUACUGCCGUUGAGCCAGCCGAGGAAGACCCGGUGACAGACGCGGACUUGAAUUGUGCUCCCAGCAAGUUCUUAUCCCCCGUGGGCCAUGCACGGUCAAUAGGGGAGGCCUCGGAGUUGCUGCUGGCCUUCAAGGCCUUCGCAAAACAGUCAGCAGCAGCAGCGGCAGCGCACAAAAAGAAAAAGAUGCUCAUCUUCGUCACUGCAGGCACCGGCGAGGAGCUCAUUGGUAACCGGCAAAUUUCACAGAGAUGUGUCAUAGAUGCUUCUUUUGACGAGUCAUUCGUGCUUAGCACUGUUUUCCUUUUGUUGCUUUGUUCCGUCUUGUCUCCCCUGUACUCCCUGCCUUCUGUUGGCUUUCCCGAUUUUUUCGUGCAUGCCCAUCACUUGCUGUUGGUGCAGCCGACAGUCCGCAAGAAACGCACGGGUUUUUUCAACCCGAGUGACGGCGUGGCGGAGCUAAGCGACGACGGCCGUCUGCAGGUGGAGCUGUUGCACGAACUGUUCACACGAUUUGUAAAGCAAACGAAGGACUUGCCUGCAGAGCAGCGGCGGCAGGCUUGCGUGGACGUAUUCCUGACCUCUACCCUUCAGUCAGGAGUUGAGACGUGUCUUGAGGUUUUCACGGGGAUCCUGGAGCCUCUUUCUUGCCAACCU
Molecule: messenger RNA, 1023 nt
Organism: Eimeria necatrix
Lineage: Eukaryota; Apicomplexa; Conoidasida; Eucoccidiorida; Eimeriidae
Exons: 5
Source: RefSeq, a predicted model, not a curated record